This is a messenger RNA of Ceraceosorus guamensis, 2730 nucleotides long. Its product is annotated as Sec1-like protein. The transcript has 4 exons. Gene Ontology annotation, cellular component: CORVET complex; fungal-type vacuole. The record is from RefSeq and is a predicted model, not a curated record. Gene Ontology annotation, biological process: vesicle-mediated transport; intracellular protein transport. Lineage: Eukaryota; Fungi; Basidiomycota; Exobasidiomycetes; Ceraceosorales; Ceraceosoraceae. Bases 304 to 2646 code for a protein of 780 amino acids.
CGAACGACGCCUGACACGUGACCAUAUUCCAUCCGCAACUACGCACGGCCAUGCAGCGAAAGAAAGGCGCCCAUACAGCUGCUAGCCGCCUGCUCGAAAUUCCACCGCACACACAUGUGAGACUCGAGACCAGCUUUGACUUGCGUCCACUCACCGCUUCGCCUUUCCAUUGAAAGAAGCACAAGUGCAGCCGAUUGCCCUUUCACGUACCGAGAAUCUGCACUCUCAUCGCGGAUCUGAACAGUCAAACGCCGAUCACCCCGAUCGGGAAGAAGUGCCUGCGAGAUCGCACCCUUGAGCGACAUGGCGAGCACUCAAGCAAGUGGGAGCGGCGCUUCCGCUUCCGCUUCGCAAGCACCACUACCUGGGGCGCUAGAUGUUCACCCGCUCCGCCUGCUAGCGCUUCGCUCGCUCUUGUCCGCUCUCGACGCGAUUCCAGAAGGCAAGACGUUGCUCUUAGAUCCAGCUCUUGCUGGGCCCUUGGGACUGGUAGCGGAUGUAUCUGCACUCAGGCAACAUGGUGUGGAACGCAUGUUUUGGCUGGAAGAGCAUACAGGCAACAAAGUUCCGAGGACUGAUGCGAGCGCAUCGCAGGCUGGUGGACAGGAACGAGAUCGAACGGAUAAGGGCAAGAGGAAGGUCAACAUUGUACCGGUCAAUGCACCUACUAGAGCUGUCGUGUAUAUAUGCAGGCCAGAGAGCAGAUGGUUAAGAGUCAUUGCUGGUCAUGUGCUAGCGGAUCGUAGAGCCUCGCCCAAGUCCUUGGCGCACACGUAUCACCUCUUGCUUUCGCCUCGUCGAACGGAGCUGUCACUACAUCUUCUCAGCGAACUAUCUCCUUCAUCGAGCGCGGAAAAUGUCGACGAUGCAUCCUCUUCUUCAUCCCUCUUGGCCGACUUGCAUCUCUACGACCUUCCUCUCGAAUUUGUGCCAUUGGAGGAAGACCUACUGAGCUUGGAAGAUCCUAGAGCAUGGAGCAGAUGCAGUAAAGAUGGAGACUUGGGCACUUUGCACGAGACUGCUUUGGCUUGCAUGACCCUGCAACACCUUUGGGGGACGUUUCCACGCAUCGUUGGAAAGGGUGACGCUGCACAGCGCUUUGCCACGCUCUUGACUCGCCAAAGAAAAGAAGCGCUAGCUGCAGAUCCGAAGAAUGCUGCCCUCACUGCUUCAAGUCAGUCGGUGGACUGUCUCGUCGUGCUGGAUAGGAGCGCAGAUCUCGUCACUCCGCUGUGCACCCAGCUCACCUACGAAGGUCUCCUGGACGAAGUGCUCGGCAUCAACAGUGCACACAUCGAGGUCGACUCUUCUCUGCUCGCUGCAAACGGACCUGCAAGCCCAAGCGCGAGCGGUGCAGCAUCCGGUAGUGGCACGCCCUUGCGAGUGACAAUGACCUCUCCGACCAAGAAGAAGAAGCACCGGCUAGACAACGCCUCGGACUCGCUCUUUUCCUCCAUUCGAGACUGCAAUUUUGCAGUGGUGGGAGAGGUACUUCAUCGAGCGGCGCAGAGAUUGUCGGCGGACUACGAGGGCAGACACGCUGCGCAGACUGUGGCACAGAUGAGAGCUUUUGUGGGCAAGCUGGGAGGUUUACAAGCUAGUCAUUUGGGGCUGCGAGUACAUACCAGCUUGACGGAGCGCAUCAUGGGCAUCACUGCCUCUGAGCAUUUCAACGCUUCCUUGGAGAUACAACAAAACAUCGUCGCUGGUGUGGACUUACCCGCUCAGCUCUCGGCGAUCGAGGCGCUCAUUGCCAGCGAGGCUCCUCUGCUGAUGAUCCUGCGUCUGCUGUGCCUCCUCUCUGUUGUCGGUGGCGGUAUCAAGCAGAAGAAUCUAGACGCGCUCAUCCGCGACGUCCUACAAACGUAUGGAUACACACAUUUGCCGCUGCUGCUAGCUCUGCAAAAAGUGGGGCUUCUGGUCCCUGCGCCUGCCGUUCCUCGUCGAGGGGCCCCAAUCAAGGGCAUAGCCGCCGUUCGCGGUCAGCUCAGACUCAUCAACGACGAAGUGGACGAGCGGGACCCGAAGGAUAUCGCGUACGUAUACUCUGGCUAUGCUCCGCUGAGCUGUCGACUUGUGCAAGCAGUCGCGCAGAAGGAAGCGAUACUGGCCCCUGAGAGUGCCAGCGAGAGGAAUGUCGCUCAAGCUUCGGAGCCUUUGGCGCCCCGAGAUGUGGACAAUGAGCUGGCUGGUGGAGCUCGCGUGUCAGUCAGGCCCAACAACGCUCGACGAGUACCCGAUGCGCACCCGAUCGUUGGCUGGCAAGGAUUUGAAGAUGCGGUAUCGGCAUUGCCAGGCGCGACGGUUGAUGAGGUGCAAUUGCCAAGCACGUCGAAUGCGAGCACCAUCAGCGCGAGUGGCUCGACACAAUACGGCUCUGUGCCGACGACGACGACGACGACGAUUGUGCUCUUUUUGGGAGGAGUGACGUACACGGAAGUUGCUGCGUUGAGAUACAUGUCAAGUCAGACGAAGAACAGGAGAUUCUUGGUCGCUACGACGGGCAUCAUCAAUGGGGAUAGCCUCAUCAGAUCUUUGAGCAACUGUUCGACGGACAGCUUGGGCGCUAGUCAUGCUCUCGAACAUUUGCACCCGACUAGUCAGGCUCAGCAUAGAGAUACCUCGAUGAUGAGCUCUGCCACUUGACGCUAUUCUCCGCCAGACAUUUAUACCCUCCGAUUCUUGUUACGAACGAUGACACGCUCUACGCGGCUUGGACAAUGUAGCAGC